AGGGGGGUGAUCACCAGCGCAGGAGGAGCUGUAAGGGUACAGACUCUCCCAGGACAAGAAAACUACCCUGCUGUAAAUGCCAAUGGGAUCCAGUCUCAGGUGCUCACUAGAUGGGCUUCGUCUUUCUCAGUGACUCGUACCAAGAACACAGCGCUUGAAGCAGUUGGACAAUCGGUAUCAACAGCACGUCCUUCUACAGGUAAAAGACCUAAGAAGCCACUUGACAAAAAGUCUGGAAACAAAGACUGUAAAGCUGAUAUUGCGUUUCUCAUUGAUGGAAGUUACAACAUCGGCCAACGUAGAUUUAAUUUGCAGAAAAACUUUGUUGGAAAAGUAGCUGUGAUGUUGGGAAUUGGAACAGAAGGGCCUCAUGUUGGAGUUGUACAAGCCAGUGAACAUCCAAAAAUUGAAUUCUAUCUGAAAAACUUCACUGCUGCAAAAGAAGUUUUGUUUGCCAUAAAGGAACUAGGGUUCAGAGGAGGCAAUUCUAAUACAGGGAAAGCUUUGAAGCACACAGCUCAGAAAUUCUUCUCUUUGGAAAAUGGAGCACGCAGAGGCAUUCCCAAGAUCAUUGUAGUGUUCCUAGAUGGCUGGCCCUCAGAUGAUAUAGAAGAAGCUGGCAUAGUGGCCAGAGAAUUUGGAGUCAACGUAUUCAUUGUAUCUGUAGCAAAACCCGCAACAGAGGAGCUGGGAAUGGUACAAGACAUCGCUUUUAUUGACAAAGCUGUCUGUCGAAAUAAUGGCUUCUUCUCUUACCAAAUGCCCACCUGGUUUGGUACUACCAAAUAUGUGAAACCUCUCGUCCAAAAGUUGUGUUCACAUGAGCAGAUGUUAUGCAGCAAGACAUGCUACAACUCCGUCAACAUCGGUUUCUUGAUAGAUGGUUCCAGCAGCAUUGGAGACAGCAACUUCCGCCUUGUGCUUGAAUUCAUCAGCAACGUUGCAAAGGCUUUUGAGAUCUCUGACAUUGGUUCCAAGAUUGCAGCUGUGCAGUUCACCUAUGAUCAGCGUACCGAGUUCAGCUUCACAGACUACACCACAAAAGAAAAGGUCCUCUCGGCUAUCCGGAAUAUUCGCUACAUGAGCGGGGGCACUGCUACUGGUGAUGCUAUUUCUUUCACAACCAGAAAUGUGUUUGGGCCAGUGAAAGAUGGACCUAACAAAAAUUUCCUUGUUGUUUUGACUGAUGGUCAGUCUUACGAUGAUGUCAGAGGACCUUCUGCUGCUGCACAAAAAGCAGGAAUAACUGUCUUCUCUGUCGGUGUUGCCUGGGCACCUCUGGAUGAUCUGAAAGACAUGGCUUCUGAACCAAGAGAAUCUCAUACUUUCUUCACUAGGGAGUUCACAGGAUUGGAGCAGAUGGUUCCUGAUAUUAUUAGAGGCAUCUGUAGAGAUUUUUUGGACUCUAAACAAUAAAGCAAAAAUCUGCUGUGGGAUAUUACUACUUCGAAACUAAAAAUCAUGAAACUGAAAUGGUCCCUCUAGAGUACAGCUGGGUUAUUCUUAUUAUAUACUAUCAUAAUGCAAGGGAAGAAAAGAAGAGCAGCUACUUUUUGUUUCUGUAGUCAGUCAAGGAUUCUUGUGAGCUUGUUAGAAGUUGCACUUAAUACUGGAAUGCAGAAUUUGGC
Antrostomus carolinensis (chuck-will's-widow) is the source of this 1628-nucleotide messenger RNA. It is a transcript of the gene COCH, whose product is annotated as cochlin. The transcript is spliced from 8 exons. Lineage: Eukaryota; Metazoa; Chordata; Aves; Caprimulgiformes; Caprimulgidae. The record is from RefSeq and is a predicted model, not a curated record. The annotation marks the transcript as partial.